AAUAUUUCGUGUCACUAAUAAACAUGGCGGCAAACAACCGCGAUAGUUUAUUCAUUUUACUUUGCCUUCUUUCGAAUAUAUGUUUCUCAAUUAUAAUUGUCAUCCUCAACAAAUGGAUAUAUACACACUAUGGUUUUCCAAAUAUAACGAUGACUUGUGUACACUUUGUCUUCACGACGAUGGGAUUACUUUUAUGUCAAUAUUUUAAUAUCUUUCAACCUAAAACUUUACCACUGUUAAAAAUGCUUCCUCUAUCUCUAUCAUUUUGCGGAUUUGUCGUAUUUACAAAUCUAUCAUUACAGUUUAAUUCAGUUGGGACAUAUCAAUUAGCUAAGACAAUGACUACGCCCUGUAUUAUACUCAUUCAGACUUAUUUUUAUAAUAAAGAUUUUUCCCUCCAAAUAAAACUAUCUUUACUGCCCAUAGCUCUGGGUGUAUUUAUGAAUUCAUAUUAUGAUAUUAAAUUUAACUUUAUUGGGACUUUCUUUGCAACGAUUGGUGUUUUAGUAACAUCCAUUUAUCAAGUGUGGGUUGGUGAAAAACAAAAAGAACACGAAGUGAAUUCAAUGCAAUUGCUGUAUUAUCAAGCUCCGCUGUCUGCGACAUUGCUGAUGUUUAUCAUUCCAUUUUUUGAACCAGUUUUUAGUUCAAGAGGGAUAUUCUCGUCCUGGUCUCCAGAGGCAGCGAUUAUGGUCUCGUUAUCCGGUGUGGUUGCAUUUUCCGUUAAUAUGAGUAUAUUCUGGAUUAUUGGAAAUACAUCACCUCUAACGUACAAUAUGGUUGGACACUUGAAAUUCUGCCUAACAAUGCUUUUUGGAUAUAUAUUCUUUAGAGAUCCCUUACAUUCCCUUCAAAUUCUUGGAGUUUUUACAGCAAUAUGCGGAGUUUUUGUUUAUACACAUUAUAAACUUCAAGAAAGGAAAAAGGAUUCUCAACUUCCGUUAACGAAUAACGAUAAAUGA
Dimorphilus gyrociliatus is the source of this 962-nucleotide messenger RNA. The record is from the annotation of a GenBank genome assembly. Lineage: Eukaryota; Metazoa; Annelida; Polychaeta; Dinophilidae.